This is a messenger RNA of Striga asiatica, 495 nucleotides long. The record is from the annotation of a GenBank genome assembly. Lineage: Eukaryota; Viridiplantae; Streptophyta; Magnoliopsida; Lamiales; Orobanchaceae.
AUGCCGGCUGAGAACCGUGUUUUUCGUCUGACAUGCUCCGCCAUGAGCUCUUCGCUGGUGAAGGGAGGACGAAGGACGAGACUUUCGGGCGAACAACGAGUUGUUGAACCUGAACAAUUACUAAGACCCAAACCCAAAGGCCGCAGCAGCAGUGCGGAGCUAGUGGCAGGUGCGGCGACAGGGCUCCCGGAUCUGGGCGACCCACUUGUCCCACCUCCGCUUGCGAACUCCCCAGAACCUCUUAUUGGCGUUGCCAAAGCAGUCACCGGCGUGCUGUUCGCGAUGACGUCGUUUGGGGUGGGGCGAUUUUCGAACUGUGGCGGUGGCGACGAGACAGACGGCGACGGUUCAGUGUUGGCAGUCGGAGUCCGACAGGCUGCAAAUGGUGUUGUCCUGCGGUGUCUGAAGUGGUGUGCGUCCAGCAGGUGGCGGUGGUGUUCAUCCGGCAGGUGGUAUGUGGUAGGCGACAAGCGGUUGACGACGGACAACGGUUGA